CACAACGUCAGUCACACAGUUUCGCUGAAGCUGUUAACUUCAGGAACUCAUUUUCUCUGUCGAUCCUUCAUCCUGACGAUUUUAGAUAAGACUUUUGUUCUCGACAUAUUUUACUGAGGAGUUGACACAUUGACUAAUAGCAGUUUUGGAUUUUAAUUUCGCCAUUAUUUCUGCUGGAUAUAUUUUUUAAUCUCCCGAUAACACAAUGUCCCACGCUGCCACGUUGGAUUUAGACAGAUACAGCACCUUGGAAAAAUCUCGUCGGUCCACCAGUCGUAGCCAGCCCAGGACCCAGGCCAAGCAAGGAGAAGUCUUGUGUGACUUCUGUACAACGAAGCAGAAAGCUGAGAAGUCCUGCUUGGUAUGCCUGGCAUCGUACUGUGACGCUCACCUCCAGUCUCACUAUGAGUACCCUGCCCUGAUGAAGCACAAACUGGUCAAGGCGACGGGCCAGAUGAGGGAGAAGCUCUGUGCACAGCACGACAAGCUGCUGGAGGCUUUCUGUCGCACCGAUGACACACCCGUGUGUGUUUUGUGCAUGAUGGACGAACACAAGCACCAUGACAUCGUCCCAGCUGGAACGGAAAGGACAGAGAAACAAAAACAACUUGGUGCUACUCUACACAAAUCCCAAUACAGGAUUGACCAAAGAAUUAAAAAGUGGCAAGAUCUCCGACAAGCUGUUGAAGCAGUUAAACACUCUUCUCAGACGGUCCUAGAGGAGAACGAGCGGCUCUUCACUGAGCUUCUGCGCUCCAUAGAGAGGAAGUACACUGAAGUCAAGGAGAUGGUUCUCUCCCAUGAAAAGAUGACCGUGACCCGGGCCGAGAUACUCUUAGACCGCCUGGAGGAAGAGAUCACGCUCCUGAGGAAGAGACACACUGACCUGGAGAAGCUCUCACGCACCGAUGAUCACAUACACUUCCUACAGAGCUGGCAGUCUCUGUCAGGGCCCUCGGGAUAUGAAGACCUCAACAACAUCAGCGUCGCUCCCUAUCACUCCUUCGAUUCCACCAAGAGGGCCAUUGCUGCACUGAAAUUACAAGUAGAAGAAAUCAGCAAGAUAGAAAUGAGCAAAAUCUCAGGAGCAGUGAAGGAAGUGUACAUCACACAAGAAGAGACAAAGGCAAAGAGAGAAUCGAUUUUGAGGGAAGAGCCGAGGGUGAGAGAAGAGCCGAGGAUGCGAGAAGAGCCGAGAACAAGAGAGGAUUUCUUGAAAUAUGCAGCCCAGUUGAUUUUGGAUGUCAAUACUGUCCACCCCAACCUUCAUCUCUCUGAGGGUAACAGAACAGCCACAAUGAAGAACGACCCUAAGAACUACCCUGAACACCCAGACCGGUUUGACCACUGGCAACAGAUACUGUGCAGGGACAGUGUGGUUGGGAGUCGCUGUUACUGGGAGGUGGAAUGGAAAGGAACAGAGGUAGAUGUGGGUGUUACCUACAGGGGAAUCCGGCGUAAAGGAAACAGCAACGAGUGCAGCCUGGGCUGGAAUGACAAGUCCUGGAGUUUGUACUGCUCUGACUCGAAAUUCUCCUUCGUGCACAAUAACAAAAGCAAAGACAUCCCAGCUCCGCCGUCACCUCGCAUUGGCGUCUACUUGGAUCAUGCAGCAGGAACACUUGCAUUUUACAGUGUCUCUGAGGGUAUGCGUCUCCUGCACAGAGUCCAAACUACUUUUACAGAGCCCCUCUACCCCGCAUUCAGCGUGUGGGGCUUUGGUACGAAUAUAAAACUGUAGCAGAGAUGCCACAGUGCUAGUGAUUUGCUUCAUUGGAAAACAAUGCGAUCAAUGCUCGUUUCUUUUUUAUUUUCCUACAUCGUGUCCUUUUUCUUAAUAAAUGAAAAGUUGUAUGAUUCUUUUGAUUACUGAUUAAACUUUUGGGGUAAAUUAAUCUACAGUAAUAUAAGUCCUUUGUAAGUAAUUAUUAGCUUUUUUUUUAAAUUACGAUGUCAAAGCAUGCGAUAUUUACAUUAACACAAAGUUAUGUGUAAAAUAAAAGUUUCAAAAACA
Mugil cephalus (flathead mullet) is the source of this 2014-nucleotide messenger RNA. It is a transcript of the gene ftr14l, whose product is annotated as finTRIM family, member 14-like. The record is from RefSeq and is a predicted model, not a curated record. Gene Ontology annotation, molecular function: zinc ion binding; protein binding. NCBI's taxonomy places the organism in Eukaryota, Metazoa, Chordata, Actinopteri, Mugiliformes, Mugilidae. Bases 206 to 1741 code for a protein of 511 amino acids. The transcript is spliced from 7 exons.